Messenger RNA from Danio rerio (zebrafish), 974 nucleotides. NCBI's taxonomy places the organism in Eukaryota, Metazoa, Chordata, Actinopteri, Cypriniformes, Danionidae. The record is from RefSeq and is a predicted model, not a curated record.
CUCUAGAGUCGCUGAUCUAAAUACAACUUUAGCUUUAUCAUAGACAAACAAUAAUAAGAAAAACAAUACAGAGGGAAAUGACACGGUUAUUUCUUAUUUUGGAUUAAAUCUUUAAAAUAAAUAUUGCUUCAAAAUGUACUUUUUAUAGUCUAAAGUCUACCAGUCAAUGUAAACAAUUACGCAAGGUGUUGUUCUGCCUUUAAGACUAUAAAAGAGAAUUCAGCACACAGCUUUACUGCAGUAUCUAACAGCAUAAAAAUGUUGAUUCUUAUAACAGUUGUACUACUCAAUGUGUGGGCUAUUCCGGCAGAAAAUGUACUCACUCCAAACAUAAACAUCCUUGAAGAAAUAAACAAGAUAGUGGAUUUGGAAAAAAGGAUCAAAUCAAUGGAGACAGAAAUGGAGCGACUAAAAACAGAGAAGGAAGUUCCUAAAGUUGCUUUCUCAGCCUCUCUGUUGACUACUUUUGGACCACAAAGCGUCGGACCUUUUCAUAACGGGUUACACACACUCAUUUACAAACACGUCUUCCUCAAUUUUGGAAGUAACUAUGAUCCAAACACAGGAAUUUUUACAGCACCUGUAAAGGGAGUCUAUGUGUUCACGGUUUUCUCAAAGGCUAUUGGAAAUCACGAGAGAGCCGUUACCGCUGGCCUGUUUAAAAAUGACCAGCAUAUUGUUUCUACACAUGGACAUCAAGCAGAUGGUUUCAUCAGCUCUUCAAAUGGAGUCUCUCUGCUGCUAGAUGAAGGGGAUAAAAUGAAAGUCAAUCUCUAUCCUGGACAAUGGAUUUUUGACAAUGGAGAACACCAUCACAGCACGUUCAGUGGACAUCUGCUUUUUGCCAUGUGAUCUUGCAGAGGUUUUUAUUCACCACAAAAUCUCUAAUACAUAAAGCAUGUGUAAUUCUCAAAAAAGAUGAACUGUUAUUAUAUUCAUAUAAUAAAAUCAACGCAAAUAUUCUUCAUAUCUUG